CAAAAACCGCCCUGAUCACGCACCACGACCACUCGACUACUCGACCCGCAAUAGAGACGCAUCAGUGCAGACUUUCAUCUCCUAAAAUGUUGCGUAUAGUGCUCGUCUUGUUUUUGUGUCCGUUAUGUCAAUGCCAAACCGAGGAUGCUGAAGUUUCGCAGGACGAGGACCUUGAAAAUGACGUGAUUUAUGACAUGGAUUUAAAUACCACUGCUCGUAGAAUCCCGCGGCAGGUGAGAACGUCACUAAAUAAGGAAACUAAAGCACAUAUUCUGGAGCUGUCGGUCCAGACCACCAUCAUCUCCCGCUAUGCUUUCACUGCAGUGUCCUGCAACAUGUUAAACAGACACUCGGCUGCCGCCCAAGGGGUCUUUCAGUUCUACAUACCACCUGCUGCGUACAUCUCCAACUUUACCAUGAUUGUGGCAGGACGUGUCUUUCCCAGUCAGGUAAAGCCCAAAGAGAAGAAGAUAAAGAAAGAAGGCGAAGAAAAUAAUGGCAAACCGAAAAAGGACUCACCAGAGAAGAGUGAGGGUGAUAUGGAGUUGUUUCGCAUGGAGGUUACUAUCCCUGGACGCAACCGGGCCAUGUUCCUCCUAACCUAUGAAGAGCUGCUGCAGAGACGAUUGGGCCGUUAUGAACAUGUGACCAGUAUUCGGCCAAUGCAAUUGGUCGGCAAACUCAGUGUGGGCGUUACCAUUGUGGAGCACUCCCGCAUAACUUACCUAGAAGUCUUACCUCUACGGAACACCAAAACAUCAGCCUCCAAUGGCAAUGGUAAAAAAGGACCACCGGAUUCCACUGUAGUCAAACAAAAUGAAACCUUCUGCAAGAUCAGAUUCACUCCCAGCAUGGUGCAGCAGGCCAAGAUUGGCACAAAUGGCAUGCUGGGAGACUUUGUGGUCCAGUAUGAUGUAGAGAGAGAGAUGGGCAUUGGGGACAUACAGGUUCUAGAUGGACAUUUCGUGCACUACUUUGCCCCCAAAGACCUCCCUGUCGUGCCUAAGAACGUUGUAUUUGUGAUUGAUACCAGCGCCUCUAUGGUUGGGACGAAAAUGAGACAGACCAAAGACGCUCUGUUCACAAUCCUACGCGAGCUGCGGCCCAACGAUCACUUCAAUUUUGUCACUUUUUCCAAUCGCAUCCGUGUGUGGCAGCCGAACAAACUUGUGCCCGUCACACCCAACAACGUGCGAGAUGCCAAGAAAUUCAUCUACAUGAUCUCACCCACUGGAGGCACUGAUAUUAACAGUGCUAUUCAGACUGGCUCAAGCUUAUUAAGGGACUACCUGUCAAGCAAAGACGAGACCCAUCACAACAGUGUCUCACUUAUCAUCUUCCUGACUGAUGGGCGGCCCACAGUGGGGGUGGUCCAGAGCCCAACCAUCAUUGGAAACACGAAAGCUGCAGUGCAGGAGAAAUUCUGUAUUUUUACAAUUGGUAUGGGUGAUGAUGUGGACUACAGACUGCUGGACAGGAUGUCCCUGGAGAACUGUGGGACCAUGAGGAGAAUCCCAGAGGAUGCUGAUGCCAAGGCCAUGCUCAAAGGCUUCUAUGAUGAAAUUGGCACACCGUUGUUAUCAGACAUCCGUGUGGAUUACUCUGAUGCUGUGGAAUACAUAACCCAACACCUUUUCACAAACUACUUCAAUGGCUCUGAACUGGUGGUGGCGGGGAAACUGAUCAAUCGCAGUUCAGACUCCCUCCAUCAGGUUACCGCCAGCAACAGCGAAAGAAGCAUCGUGCUAGAGAAAGACGUUUCUUUACGAGAGCAAGAACGGGAAACGGAAAGGCAGCUAGUGGAGGCAGAGGCCGGUCCGAAUGCUGAUGGUUAUGUCGAGCGACUGUGGGGAUACCUGAGCGUUAAAGAUGGACUAAAGGAUCGCCUCCGCAGCCAAACUAGCAGCGAGAGAGAUAACUACACACAACAUGCUACAAAUCUUUCGUUAACGUAUAACUUCUUUACCCCGCUUACUCAAAUGAUAGUGGAAAAACCGCAAGUGCUCCCUGAUGGAACUUUAGCAAAGGCGGAGCCCACUGAAGCACCUCCUCCUCCUGAAUCAUCCAAUCAGCUGUCAGAUGAUGACAACAGUCUAACACCCCAGAGCCUCUAUAGAAAUGCACCACCGAAGCAAAGUUCUGAAGUCGUCCAGGCAACAAGUGGCGCUCAAAAUCCCAAAAAGGAGAAGUCUGUCACCUUAUCCAAAACAUCCGCUGAUGGUGAUCCUCAUUUUGUGGUGGAAUUUCCCCGCAGUAAACUCACUGUGUGUUUCAACAUCAAUGGAGAGCCAGGGCACAUUCUCAGACUGGUGUCUGACCAUAAAGACUCCGGUGUGACUGUGAACGGUGCGCUGAUCGGUGCUCCAGCCCCAGUUGGCAGUCAUAAAGAACAGCGGACGUAUUUCAGCACUAUAACUAUAUUAGCCAAUAAGCCGAGCCGCUCUUACAUUGAAGUGACCCCACAGAAGGUCAUACUGGAUGGCCGUGACCGAAUGAUCCUUCCUCCGGGCUCCAGUAUUUCUGUUGAAACUGCACAUCUGGGCCUGGUACUCAUUGCUAAUGCAAACCUCACAGUGACCAUCCAAGGGACCAUCAAAUUCGUCAUUCUGUUUCAUCAUUACAAAAAUCCAGCCCCCUAUCAGCGAGAUCACCUUGGAUUCUACAUCGCCAACAGCAAAGGACUGAGCAAGGAUACACAUGGGUUGUUAGGUCAGUUCCUGUUUGAGGACAUCACAUUGACACAUAUCCCUGGAAACAUCAGCACGACGGGAAAAAACAGCACAGCGGAACCACUCGAUAAAAAUAUCACCGUAUCCAGUUAUCCCGCCCUGAAGCUAAAGGAUCGAACGGUCACUGUCUUGAAGAAAAGCAGGAGAAUCUACUCAGGAAAGCAGACAGUAGAUUGCUGGUUUGCCAAGAACAAUGCAGCUAAACUGAUCGAUGGGCAGUAUAGCGAUUAUGUGGUGUCACAUCUGUUUGACACAGGUGACAGAGCUAAUGAAACAAACACAAACUGAAACACUCAUACACACAAAAAUCUCUGGACUAUAAAAAUUACAUACACACACACAUACAUUUACAGUGUUUAAAGUAUAUAAAUUGUUUCCGGUUAGGUGUGGAUAUAUACUAUAUACUGCCUGUUUUGUAAGAAUCUAAAAAUAUAUAUUUUAGUUAAUAUAAGACUAAUUUUGUACUAAAUAUUAAAUGAUAACUUACAUUGUUCAGACUUCAUAGUUUUUAAGGUUUAAAAGAAAGAAUAUUAUUCGAUUUUUAAUAUAAAUGUAUCAAAAACAGACCUACCAUCAGCUCUGCAUCUAUAGAUAGUUAAGUUUUGGGGAAGGGAGAACCCGACUGUAUGGGAACUAACUUCAUCAACUUCAUCGUGUUUAAAAUGACUGUAAUACGGUCACAGACCAGGAACAACUUUAUAGUCGUGUAUUGUCAGCAAAAAAUGUUGCAUCCCUUUUAAGGUGCCGUGUAAUUUUUUAAUCUGUUGACAAAAAUGCAACAUAAUAUACACAAUUAUGUCUUCAGUAGUGUAUAAAGACCUUUUAUAAUGAA
Triplophysa dalaica is the source of this 3561-nucleotide messenger RNA. RefSeq names its product inter-alpha-trypsin inhibitor heavy chain 5 (gene itih5). The record is from RefSeq and is a predicted model, not a curated record. Gene Ontology annotation, biological process: hyaluronan metabolic process. Gene Ontology annotation, molecular function: serine-type endopeptidase inhibitor activity. Lineage: Eukaryota; Metazoa; Chordata; Actinopteri; Cypriniformes; Nemacheilidae.